AGAUUUUGCACAAGAAAAAGGAAGUCAAUUUCUGCAAGUUUAUUUUUGAUAAAAGGUGUCGUGCAAUUUCACGAUUUUAUUAAGGAGUUUCUGUUAGUAAUGUUUUAAUCGUGGUGUGAUAUUGGCCAUCAACAACACAAGAGAUCUGAGUAUGACAGUGGGAAGAUUUUAUCUACCUUUCAACAAAACAACAGCAGAGGAGGCUGUGUACUCACUUCCGUAUAUUGACAAUGCUGGUGGAGGUCUAACAAUGAGUAUCAGCAUGGCAUAUCUACAUAACAAGAAGCCUGUGGGAGUGUCGGGAUCUGCUCAUGGAGUACCUCGUACAAGUUAUCACAUACUUUAACCAGGCAGAUAAUUCUUACACUUUCAUAAUCAACGAGAAUGGGUAUACCAUAAUGCACCCCGCAUUCACUCGACCAAUCAAACCAGCCUUCAACCAAUGCAUAUGGACAUCUGGCAUUUUGAGAAUGUUCCAGGAUUUGAAGAUGUAUGCAGCAACAUGUUGAGGUACAAGAUGGCAUUUUUUUUUCUUACGGUAAUAAAUUCAGGAUUAUAAAUAUUGAGAUAUGAGUAUAAUAUUAAGUAACUCAUGUUCAGUUUUGAUUUCUUUGAAUUCUGUUUAAUUAUUAGUGGUAACAGCUCAUUUAUAAGAUUAUAUUUGUUAGGCAUAUUGAAAUGGUGUGAGUUUCAAGUAAGUAUGCUACAUAUUAACCACAUAUGAGCCGUGCCAUGGGAAAACCAACAUAGUGGGUUUGCGAACAGCAUGGAUCCAGACCAGCCUGCGCAUCCAUGCUUUUCGCUAACAGUUUCUCUAAUUCCAGUAGGUUUUGAAAGCAAAUAGCAUGGAUCCUGACCAGACUGCGUGGAUGCGCAGGCUGGUCUGGAUCCAUGCUGUUCGCAAACCCACUAUGUUGGUUUUCUCAUGACACAGCUCAAUUAGGCAAGUACUUGUGAUAUGAUGGUAGAUAAUGAAAGGGUCAAAUUUUGCUUUGUCCCAGGUCCCAGAUAUGUAUAGUAUUGUUGUUGGAAAUUGAGAAAUAAUUUGAAAAUUUGUAUUAUAUUUGUAGGCGUGCUGGAGGAGAACAGACAAUGUAGAUAAAAGAAACAGGCAAUUAUACUGGUGUUCUUACCACAUACAAGGUUUUCCAUGCAAAAUAUGUCUGGAAAAACAUGCAUAAUGAAGACAGAUUUUUUAUGGUCAGAUGUUACAGAUGAAAUAUUACUUUGCUGUAAAUUUCUAUUCUUAUCUUAGGUCAAAUGAUGUGAUUGUUUAUUUCUUUCCAAAAAUACUUUGGAGACCUUUUACAUAUGGAUCUCUAGGAUUGAAGACAGUUUUUCAUGAAAAGAAUUAUAUUUUUGGAUUGCAGGUUGACAAUACACCAUUUAUUGUGGUGGUCAAGAUCCUGCAGAAGUAUGAUAAUGUCAAGCAUCUCAAUAACCAUGUGAGCCUAUCUGACCUAGUGUACCUUGGAAUAGAUAUUUUACCAACCAACAAAAUGUGCCUACAUCUGAAACAGCUAGCUACAACAGAUUCCAGCACAGUUUUCCUGUCAGCCAAUAGUUUUAUGAACCCAUUUGAACAUCUCAAUCAGGGAGUAAACAAGAGAACGGUGCAGAGUCAUGUGGCUUAUCUGAAAGAUGAUACGCACCUCAUUAGCAUCCCAGGACUUAAGGAGACAGUAAGAAAUGAUGUAGCUGCUACAGCUGUUAUAGAUAAGGUUCCAGGUCAGUGAACUCAAGGAAUACAUUGUCAGGCGUUAGGUUACUACUUCCAGUGGUGUGUUCAGGUCUUAUCCCGUAGCCUUUUUUGAUGAAACAUAUGAUCCUACAAAACAGCCAUGGUAUGAACAAGCAAUGAAAUAUCCCAGCCAGGUGACACUGACAGCACCAUAUUUGGAUGUGGGCAGAGCAGGCUAUUGUCACAAUAAGUCACACUAUCUUUUUGAAGGACAAGCUCAAUCACUCCACAGUGCCACAGAUAAGAUUAUAGCUGUGAUGGGUAUUGAUUUAACACUUCGUUACUUCUACAAGAUGAUCUUUGAUCAUAUAGCUGUCUGCAGACUGUCUGGUAUUUUUUCUGAUCAUUGAUGAUGGUUAUAUGAUAGCACAUCCAUCACUGGUAGAACCUGAUGGUUGAGGUCCUGUUGAAGAACAGCAUAUUACACAUAAAGAACCACCUGUUGCUAAUGAUAUAUACUGAACCAUCCAUAUUUUGUGCAUAAGAAGUUGUGUAACAGAUACAAUGAUAUACAGCAGUUCUACAAGUUUAACACAAGCCUUGAUGGUGUAUUAACUAACUUGGUACAUGGAGAACACUGUGCCAGAUACCAGAUUGUCUCAGCGCCAGGAACCAAAAAAAAAAAAGGAAUUUGGGGGAGGGGGCAGGGAUGCACGAUCAGGGUGGUGGUCAUGACUUGAGUGGAGAGUGAGGUUGAAGAGCCACCACACAAAGACUGGAGAGCCAUCGCCAGAGAUUUAGACGACACUGAGUACAUUGUUGAGGGUUUGAGACCAGGUCAUGACUAUAGGUCUAGGGUCCGAGCCAAGACACCAACCGGUAUAGUCAGUGUGCCAUCACCUGCAGUAUCAUUCUACACAAAACUUGCCCAGACCAGGGCACCAGUUGACAGACUGGAAGUGUUACAGUAUGAGCCAGAUACCACAAGUGUGAAUUUGUCAUGGGACCAUGUUGAUAUUCCCCCAUACAAUAUAGAUGAAGAACCAUUGAUGUACAUGUUGGAAUACCAGGAAUCACCACUGCCUGAGUGGAGAACACUUGUUACAGGAAUACCAACUACCAGAUACAGAGUGAUGCACCUUUACAGAAAAAGGGACUACAAUUUCAGGGUUCGAGCUCUUACACCUUACGGAGUCAGUCCACCAUCCCCAGCUCAGCCUGUAACCAUGAUGCAGACACCAGUUACGAGAGGUUUGCCAGAGAAAGUUAUAAUCUCAGAAGUGGAGCCUCACUCUCUGAGGUUGACAUGGCGACGACCUAUGUAUGACCUUGAUAAACCAAUCAAUUACCAGGUAGAAAUGUUGGAAUCUCCCUUCUCUGAAUGGCGACCAAUAGCAACAAGAGUCUUGGAAACUACCUAUAAAGUCACAGGUCUGAAGCCGACCAGGGACUACCAGUUCCGUGUGAUCCCUCAUGUAGACACUAGGUACCUCGCUCCUAGUCCAUCAGCAGCCCUAACCACCAUGCCAGUUAGUUUGACUUGCUCUACAUACCAUACCUAUGAGUGUACCUUUGCUGUCAGGAACAGGCAUCAUUUACAGUCUUACGUUGUUGUUUGCAUAUUCUUGAGCAAAGGAAGAAAAAUCUUUAUAAUGUCCUCUUUAAAUGAAGCACCAAAGUUUGCUUUGAAGGAGCCUUCAAUCCGUGAUAUAUCACAGAAUAUUGUACACCUGACCUGGACACCAGCAGAGAUUCCAGACAGUACCGAGAGUAUAUCAUACAUGGUGGAGAUGCAGACGCCACCAGGAAUCUCUACUUGGAGUGUACUGCACAGAAAGCACCCGUCACCCAGUGUACGCCUUGCUGACUUCAGACCUGAUUUAGACUAUCUGGUACGAGUGAGAGCACAGUGUGGUUCCUACCGCAGUGAACCUACACAUCCUGUCUAUAUACCAAGACGUGCAGCUCCACCAAGACUGCCAGUAGAGGAGCCAUAUGCUGUGGACAUUAACUCAGACUAUGUGAAACUACAAUGGAGAUCAGCUGACCUACCAACACAUAUACAAGAUUACGCACCAGUUACAUACAGGCGUACUGUAUGUGACCUUGACACGCCUUGCUGCAACCUUGACGCGCCUUGCUGCAACAUUGACACUCUUUACUGCAACCUUGACACCCCUUGCGGCGACCUUGACACUCCUGCAAAGUUGUUUUCCUGCAUGUAUCCACACACAUGAAGGGCUGGCGGCUAACGAAGAACUAUGGUCUCAUACUGAUGCUUAUCCAUAUUUUGUUUACAAUACUUACCUCCUUAUACGAGUUCAAUGUAUUUUGAUCUGUUCAUCCAAAAGAGUGUGAUUCAAAUGAUUAAAUGAGUCGUGCCAUGAGAAAACCAACAUAGUGGCUUUGCGACCAGCAUGGAUCCAGACCAGCCUGCGCGUCUGCGCAGUCUGGUCAGGAUCCAUGCUGUUUGCUUUCAAAGUCUAUUGCAAUUAGAGAAACUGAUAGCGAACAGCAUGGAUCCUGACCAGACUGCGCGGAUGCGCAGGCUGGUCUGGAUCCAUGCUGGUUGCAGAGCCACUAUGUUGGUUUUCUCAUGGCACGGCUCAAAUAAUUGGUCAGUAAGAAUCCUAUGUCAAAGAGUUUAUUAGUGGAUCUCCUUCACUUUCUUCUUUUUUUCCCAGUAUUUAUAUCGUAUUGUUGAAUUACAAAACAUUUUGAAUAUAUAUGUGUGUGAGUUGGGUUUUAAGGCGAAUCGACACAAAAUGGUCAUAUAUCGCCGAGUUUGGAUAUAUGUAUGUAUGUGAUAAAUAUAUAUAUAUGUUGUAUGUGAUAAAUUAAAUGGUUGUAUAAUAUUAAAUUGUUUAGGUACAUUUUUUGUACACAACAUUUUUGACAUAGUUAACUUGUACAGAAUACUUUACAUAAAAAUUAUAAAUGUUUUUCAGUCUUAAUUGUUUUUCCAGUAAAAUAGGAAUAUACAUCCUUUCAUAUUAAAAUGUGAAUCAAAAUAUAUAAUUCCAUUCACCUCCUUUAAACAUAGUCAUUUUGAGGUCUUUAUGUUGCAAUAGACAUUAUGUUAAUAUAUAGAGGGUAUUUUGUUUGUUUCAGUGUAAGAGAUAUUAAUAUCUUUCACAAGUGAAUACCAGAGGCAGUAUUUUCAUGAAUGGCAUGGCUGCGUGUGAAAAUGUAAGACAUAGUGUUCUUGUGUGAAAGAUAUUUAGAUUUUACAUGUAAAACAAUUUUUCUGUUUAUGUUUUGACAAAAUUUACCCAUUUUAUAGUUUCUUACCAGUGAAAAAUACAAAUAUUUUUACUGUGAAAAUACCAGAUAAUCGGUACUGUGAAAUCAUUCGUGGGGGACUAAUUUUCAUGGUCGAGCCAAUCCAUGAAAUUUAAUCCCAACAAACAAGUAAAAUUCCCAUUCAUUUUAGGUUCAAAAGUUCACGAAUUUAUAUCCCAGGAAAUUGUCAUUUUGACCAAAACCAUGAAAUUUCAUGCUCAUGAAAUUAAAUGAUUUUAAGGUAUUUCAAUAUUCACUAAAAAUCGUGUAAUUAAUUUUGAUCUUACACUUAAACACACAAAAAAUCCUGUUUUUGUUUGGCUACAAGGCACCUAUUUAGAAAAAAAAUAUUUUGUUAAGUGUUAGCAGUCUUUUAAUAAUGGAACAUCAGUGUGUGGUUUGUUUGCCAACAGCUAAAAUACUGCUGUAUCCAGAUAUUGCCGUCUUAAGGUUCAUGAUCUUGUUGUGAAAAUGAAAGUUUCAGAUAUUUUAACAAAUUCUUAUUGUGAUACAAACUUUGUUCUACAAGUGUCUUACAAUUUACAGUUACUUUGUGUUCUACAAGUGUCUUACGACUUACAGUUACAGUCAAACUGUGUUCUACUAGUGUCUUUAAGUCACAACUUACAGUUACUAUGUGUUCUAGAAGUGUCUUGCAAUUUACAGUUACAGUCAAAUUUUGUGUUCUAUAGAAGUGUCUUGCAACUUAGUAACAGUCAAACUUCGUGUUUUACAGGUUUCUUGCAGCUUUAUCUGGCCCCGCAAAUGUCAACUAGAUUCUACUUUGACAAUAAAUAAAUCAUAAUUCAUAUUCCAAUCUUCCAGACUGAAGUAUUUACAUAUUUAUAUGCCACUAUGUUCUGGCGUGUUUGUUUCAGUGCCAUCAUGUAGGUGAUAUGUACUGUAUUUAAAAACUGUAUAUAUAAACUUUGAAUGAAGAUUUUACAUCUGAUUUCUAAAUCUGACCUUAGAUGUUAUUAGAAAUAACAUUUUCACAGCAGUAACUAUGAAAUUCUGUUUUAUGCAACACUUUCCUUUUGUAGGGAGGUUUUUAUAAUAGCUAGCAUAUGGCUAGCCGAAUGAGGUAUCGAGCUAAAAUGUAGUACUGUAAAAUGUGAAGAAUUUGCAUGGUUAGAAUUGAAAUAAUAAAUAUGUUCCAAUAGUUAAUAAAAUAUAGGCAGUCAUUUCUGAUGCGAAUAAUAAAUCACUCGUGCUACGCUCUCAUGACUUAAUUAUUACACAUCCAAACUGCUGCCUAUAUUUUAUUACAUGAUAAAAUAUAGGAAAAAUUUAUUAUUUCUUAAAUGUAACUGAUUUCAUAGUAACAAAUGAGCUUUUUUUUUAGAUGGAGCAUAUUUUUUUUUUUUUGUAUACACAUUGAAAUAACUAGAUGUGAAUAAAAUCUAGUAAUACAUUACAAGUUGUUAACAAAAUAUAUUUUUCAUACAAGCGUGUAAAUUUAUUCUCAGUUACAUAAUAUCAUAGUUCUUAUGUGACAUCAAGUGAAACAUUUGUGUGAGCAUGAUGUCAUAGUUCUUACGUGUCUUCAAAUGAAAUGUUUUUGUGAGCAUAAUGUCAAGGUUCUUAGGUGAGAGCAAGUGAAAUGUCUUAUGUGGCAACAAGUGAAACGUGUGUGAAAUGUCAUAGUUCUGAUGUGACAAUGUAUGAAAUGUCUGUGUGAGCAUAAUGUCAUAAUUCUUAUGUGAUGUCAAAUGAAAUGUCUGUGUGAGCAUACAAUGUAAUGUCAUAGUUCUUAUGUGACAUCAAGUGAAAUGUCUGUGUGAGCACAAUGUCAUGUUUCUUAUGUGACAUCAAGUGAAAUGUCUGUGUGAGCACAAUGUCAUAGUUCUUAUGUGACAUCAAGUGAAAUGUCUGUGUGAGCAUAAUGUCAUAGUUCUUAUGUGACAUCAAGUGAAAUAUCUGUGUGAGCAUAAUGUCAUAGUUCUUAUGUGACAUCAAGUGAAAUAUCUGUGUGAGCACAAUGUCAUAGUUCUUAUGUGACAUCAAGUGAAAUGUCUGUGUGAGCAUAAUGUCAUAGUUCUUAUGUGACAUCAAGUGAAAUGUCUGUGUGAGCAUAAUGUCAUAGUUCUUAUGUGACAUCAAGUGAAAUGUCUGUGUGAGCACAAUGUCAUAGUUCUUAUGUGACAUCAAGUGAAAUGUCUGUGUGAGCACAAUGUCAUGUUUCAAGUGAAAUAUCUGUGUGAGCACAAUGUCAUAGUUCUUAUGUGACAUCAAGUGAAAUAUCUGUGUGAGCAUAAUGUCAUUGUUUUUCAAUAACAAAUGAUAAGCCUUAGAAGUCAAUGAUAUGUAUUAAAAUGGGGCUUAAUGUUCACUUAAUAGACUCAAUAGUUAAUAGGCUGGUAAAAACUAUCAGUAAUUUCUAUGUUUGGAAAUGUUUGUUCUAGGUAAAAUCUAUUAAAAUAAGCCAGUAUUUCAGUCAGGAUAUAUAAUUCUACCGUUUGUACAAAAAUAGUAAAAAAUGCACAUUUUCACCUUGUUAUGGGCCUAGCUCAAAAAGAAUUUUAUAUAAAUUGAUGAAACCUUACAUGAGUCUUUAUCAUGAUAUGAACUUGUGCACCUCCUAUUUUUCGUCUGGCUCAACCCACUGUUUUCAGAGUUAUGGCCCCUCAAAAAGUCAAAAUGCACAUUUUCACCUUGUGAUGCAUCUAGCUCAAAAAGUAUUUGAUAUGGAUUCAUAAAACCUUGCAUGAGUCUUAAUCGUGAUAUGAACUUGCGCACCUCCCAUUUUUCAUUUUGGUUUGCCCCCUAUUUUUAGAGUUAUGGCCCCUGAAAUAGUCAAAAAUUCACAUUUUCACCUUGUGACGCACCUAGCUCAAAAAGUAUUUGAUGUUAAUUCAUGAAACCUUGCCUGAGUCUUUAUCAUGAUGUAUCCUUGCACACUUGGUAUUCUUCUUGAGAAUCUUAGUGCUUUUACAGAGUUAUUGCCCUCGAAAUAACCAAAAUAGUGAAUUUUUUGUUUGUGAUACUCAUAGCUCAAAAAGUAUAUGGCCUAGAAUAAUGAAUCCUUUUCAUAAAAUGUUUGUUGAGGCUAUACCCCAUUAAGACUGCAAACAUCUGAAUUAUUGCCCCUUUUUUAUGACAAAUGUACAGUGGGGGGCACACCCUGUGUCCUACAGACACAUUCUAGUUUCAUAUGUUCUAUAGAGGAUAUUACAUGAGUGUCAAAUCAUAUCGAAUUUAUUAAAUGAGUUGAAUAAAAUAAUAGAAUGUAAGGCUCUGUUGA
This is a messenger RNA of Mercenaria mercenaria, 8207 nucleotides long. RefSeq names its product roundabout homolog 2-like. Bases 2731 to 3918 code for a protein of 395 amino acids. Gene Ontology annotation, molecular function: protein binding. The record is from RefSeq and is a predicted model, not a curated record. The transcript has 20 exons. NCBI's taxonomy places the organism in Eukaryota, Metazoa, Mollusca, Bivalvia, Venerida, Veneridae.